Paramecium tetraurelia is the source of this 2737-nucleotide messenger RNA. RefSeq lists its product as uncharacterized. Gene Ontology annotation, biological process: protein folding in endoplasmic reticulum. Lineage: Eukaryota; Ciliophora; Oligohymenophorea; Peniculida; Parameciidae. Gene Ontology annotation, cellular component: EMC complex. The record is from RefSeq and is a predicted model, not a curated record. The transcript is spliced from 6 exons.
AUGUUAUUAUUAAUUGUGAGUGUGGCUGGAAUUAUUUUUAAUAAUGUUCUUGCUUUACAAUAAUAACAAGCAGGAGUACACGAUUGGAAUAAGAGACUCUUUGGUGAGUUAAAAUACAUUCAAGUCUAAGAUUAAACAAUAUUUUACUAAAACACGAACAAUCAAAAUGGAAUUAUUGAUAAAUCUACAGGCUAAGUCAAAUCAAGAAACACUUAUACUAUGUGUGAUUCUUAUAAUUAUGUCACCUAUGAACCAAACUAAUAGAUAAUACAAUUAUUUAAUGAAGGAUAUUCAGUGUUAGCCGAAUAAGAAAUUAGUGGCAAUAUUGACCAUUGCUUAAUAGGAUUAAAUGGAGAAUUUAUAAUUAUUUAUGGAUAAACUAUCUUCUCUACCUUUAAUAACAAAUUCAAUGAGAAGGUUGAUCACUAAAUAAUACAUGCAGGAUAUAUUUUUGAUGUUCCAGUGGUCCUUUUACAAAAGUAAAAUGAAAUUUGCAUUUAUCAAAUCAGAGAAUCAAUAACAUAAAGCUACUGUGUAGAAAGUUUGAAUAAUGGUAAAAUUCAUGAAUUUGGCAACACCCUCAUUUAUUAAGAUGCUAAGUUUGCAUAUCAACUAAAAGAAAAAUCAGCAAAGCUUUUAAACUUUGAAAUUAUAAAGAAGGUAGAUAAAUUCGUUGGUUUUUCAUAAACCUUGGUAAUUACUGAAAAAUCAAAGAAACAAAUAGUGAAUUUGGAUGGAUAAGUUGAAUAUGAAUUAAGUUAAGAUGAAUUUGUUAUAUAGAAUCUUGAGAAUCAAAAAUAUUACUAUAUCUUAAAAUAGAAAAAUAAUGAAUUGAAGAUUGUUUCAUAUGACAGAGAUACAAAAUAAACUCAUUCAGAAGUAAUUGAAUUAUAAACAAAUUCACUUAUAUUGAAUGCUUUUUUGAUAGAUUAAAAUAAAAGAUAAUUCUUAAUUUAGUAUUAGGAUUUAUAAACAGUUUUAGUUGAUAAUAAAGGAAUUAGAUGGACUACUGAGUAAUCCUUAAUUAGUAUUGACACAGUUUUUUAUGAAAAAUAUGAGAAUUAAGAAUAGACACAUAAAAACUCAUAUUAUGAAUCACUUGAGAAACACGGAACUAGCAAUCCUUUAUAUUUAAUAUAAAAUGUUAUCUCAAGAGUUUUGAAUGAAGUAAAAGAUUUAUAAGAAGUUGUAACUCACUUUAUUGAUAAUUUGGGCAAGGAAAAAGUAUAAACAAGAGAAAUGGAAUAAACAUAUGGAUUGAAAUAGAAGGUAUACUUCUUGACUACUUAUGGAACCUUAUUAUGCUAUGAUACUUAAGAAUUAUCUUUGCUAAUUAAAUUACAAAUAAAUAACUAAGAUAACAGCUUUAGAUUGGUUGCACACCAUUAGAUAGAUUCCAAUUUAAUCACUCACUUCGAUAACAAUGAUGCACAACCAACUCAUGUGUUAUUUUACUAUUCAAAAGAGAAAUCAAGAUUAAAUACAUUUAUAUUAGACUUAUAACAUGGAAUAAUCUAAUAAGUGGCCUCACAAUCCUCAAAGAACAUAGUAUGGACACUUCCAUACAGAGUUGAAGGUGGUCCUGGAUAACAUCACAACAUUGUUAUUCUAAUAGAUGAAGAAAACAAUAUAUUCACAUAUCCCAAAAAUGAUUCCAUUAACACAAAAGAGAUUAUCUUGUAUAGAAAUGACAAUGGUGUCUUAAGAGGAUAUAAACUAUUCAAUAAUGAAUUAGUCAAUUUAUGGACAAUUAAUAUGAAAGAUGAAAUUUUAAUAAUCAGAUCCUCUUAUCAUGUAGGAGAAGAAAACCCAAGGGUUGCUAUUUGGGAUGAUAGAAAAGUCAUAUAUAAAUUGAUUGAUCACUCUAACUUUGCAAUAUUAACCUCAGAUGGUGACAAACUUAAAUUGCUUAUUAUCAAUGCCAAGUCAGGCAAAAUAAUAUAUUAAAGUGUUUAAAGUGAGGCUGAUUUUAAUUAACCAAUCAAUUUAGUAUUUGAUGAACACCAAGUUUUUGUUACUUAUUAUAACAAAGCAUAAAUGAUGUUUGAAAUCUGGACUGUUGAGAUCUAUCAUGCAAAAAUUGAAGUUUCAUUUAUUAAAAUGUUGGAAAACUAUUAUUUCACCAAAACACCAAUUAUAACAAACUAUUAUAAAGCUGACUUUGAAGCAUUUUUCUUAUAAUAAGUUUAUGGAUAUCCUUUAGGAAUCAAAUAUCUUGGAAUGUCAAGAACUCAGAAAUCAUUAACAAAAAAAAAUUUAUUGAUCAUAACUACUUCUGGAUAAUUGCAUUCUUUGGACAGAAAUUUAGUUUCUACCAGAAGAAGGGAAAAGGCAGAUCAACCAAUUUUAGAAUACUCAUUGUAAUCAGCAGAACUUCCUCCCUAUUAAUAUUAAUUACCCAUCAACUUCUUAAAUAUGCUUUCAUAUCAUUAAACAUUUGAUAUUGAGAAAUUUUCAAUUGAAUCCACAAAUUUAGAAUCGUCAGCAUUAUUAUUGGUAUAUGGUUCUGAUAUUUUCUUUACAAGAAUAGCUCCAGACAAAACUUAUGAUAUGUUGUUGGAUAAUUUCAACUACAAUGCCCUUAUAGUAACUACAGUUUUGAUAGUCGUUGCCACAAAAGUGUUAUCAAAAUUAGUGAAAUCAAGUAAAUAGGUUAAAUAAUUUUAUCUAAAUUGAAAUAUUGUAUAAUAUUUUCAUUAGUAAAUAUAUGUAUAUAUAAGUUAUUAAUAAAUCAUAA